Messenger RNA from Gambusia affinis (western mosquitofish), 987 nucleotides. RefSeq names its product trace amine-associated receptor 13c-like. Gene Ontology annotation, cellular component: membrane. Gene Ontology annotation, biological process: G protein-coupled receptor signaling pathway. Gene Ontology annotation, molecular function: trace-amine receptor activity. Lineage: Eukaryota; Metazoa; Chordata; Actinopteri; Cyprinodontiformes; Poeciliidae. The record is from RefSeq and is a predicted model, not a curated record. The coding region runs from base 1 to 969 and encodes 322 amino acids. The transcript has 2 exons.
AUGGAGAACAAGGAGGGAGGUGAACUCUGCUUUCCACAACGUGUCAACACCUCCUGCAGAAGGCCGAGACCAAGCUGGUCUGAGGGCGUCGUCCUGAACAUCACUUUAUUCAUCUCUCUGCUAACUGUGAUGCUCAACUUGCUCAUCAUCAUCUCUGUCUCCCAUUUCAGGCAACUCCACACUCCCACUAACGUCUUCAUCCUCUCUCUGGCUGUGUCAGACUUUCUGGUUGGCCUCCUGCUGAUGCCUUUGGAAAUCUUCAGGAACACAACCUGCUGGUUCCUCGGGGAUGUCGUGUGUGUUCUCUACACUUACCUGAUUACUCACGUUGUCUCUGCUUCGGUCGGGAAUAUCAUCAUUAUAUCCGCUGACCGCUACGUGGCCAUUUGUGAUCCUCUGCAUUAUCCCACCAGAAUCACCUUAGCCAGAGCCAAGUGCUGCAUCUGUCUCUGCUGGCUUCUCUACGGCCUCUACAGCGUUUUCUACCUAAAAGACGAGCUGGUUCACCUCGGCAGGGCCAACUCCUGCCUCGGACAGUGCGCGAUUGUGGUCAACGCUGUAACGGGCACCGUAGAUCUAAUUUUGAAUUUCAUAUUUCCGGUCACGGUCAUCGUUGUGCUGUACACAAGAGUGUUUGUGGUGGCCGUGUCCCAGGCUCGCGCCAUGCGCUCUAAAGUCUCUGUGGGCCUGAAGUCAAAGAAGUCGGAGCUGAAAGCAGCCAGGACCCUGGGAGUUGUUGUCUUUGUGUAUCUAAUGUGUUACUGUCCGUUUUAUGGUUACGUUGUUGUUAUCGUGAACCUGCCGAACACACCGUCUGUGCCUUUUCUGUUCUUUCUCUUCUACUUCAACUCUUGUCUUAACCCUGUGAUCUACGCCUUGUUCUACUCCUGGUUCAGAAAAGCCAUCAAGCUCAUUGUCACGCUGCAAAUCCUGCAGCCUGGAUCCUGUCAGGCCAACGUGCUGCAGUGACGCCAAAGUGACACUGAA